Molecule: messenger RNA, 1472 nt
Organism: Phodopus roborovskii (desert hamster)
Lineage: Eukaryota; Metazoa; Chordata; Mammalia; Rodentia; Cricetidae
Gene: Lrg1
Product: leucine rich alpha-2-glycoprotein 1
Exons: 2
Coding region: 90-1130 (346 amino acids)
Molecular function (GO): protein binding
Source: RefSeq, a predicted model, not a curated record
CUUUGCAUUGAUUUGAAGCAGGGACUAUAUAAAGCCACCUGCCUGGCGCCACAGGGACAGACACACAGAGGAAAAAGAGAAGAACAGCCAUGGCCUCUUGGCAGCAAGGGAGCUCCCAGGACCUCAGUACCUGCUUCCCCAGAAUUCUGUUCCUCCUGGCCCUCUUGGUGACUUCAGCCGAUGGCAUUGUGUCCAGCCUCGAUGAAUGCCUGGUACUGCCUACAGCCGAGGGCAGCACUGUCUCCUGCUACAAUGUCACCGAGUUCCCGAGUCCCCUCCCGGCUGACAUUGUCCAUCUGUCUGUGGAAUUCUCCAACUUGACCGAGCUGCCUGCCAGAGCCCUGCAAGCCUGUCGACGCCUGCAGGAGCUGCACCUCUCCAGCAACCGCCUGCAGGAGCUGUCCCUGGGAUCGCUGACACCCUUAAGCAGGUUGCGUGUCCUGGACCUGACCCACAACGAGCUCCGCGGCCUGCCCCUGGGACUCUUCAGCACCUUGGCCGACCUGCGCACCCUGGUCUUGCGGGACAACCAGCUGCAAGACGCGAAUACUGGGUUGCUGUGGGGCCUGCGCUCCCUGGAACACCUUGACCUGGCGAAGAACCGGCUGUGCGUGCUCCCCAGCGGGUUCCUCCUUACCCUGACUGCUCUGAGAACCCUGGACCUUGGGUACAACCUGCUGGAGACGCUGCCCACCAGCCUCCUGCUGGGCCCGAGCCGGCUGCAGCGCCUGCACUUGGAAGGGAACCGGUUGCGGAAGCUGGAGUUCGGCCUGUUCUCAUUCCAGCCGUUUCUGCGCAUCCUGUUCCUGAACGACAACGGGCUGACUGUGGUGCAGCCAAGUGCCUUCUGGAGCCUCCGGCAUCUAGACAUGUUGGAUUUGUCCAAUAAUUCUCUGUCCAGCACACCCCCCGGCCUAUGGGCAUCGCUGGGGAGGCCUUCCCGCGACAUGCAGGACGGCUUCGACUUGUCGCACAACCCCUGGGUCUGCGACAAGAACCUGCGGGACCUGUGCCGCUGGCUGCACGCCAACAAACACAAGAUGUUCUCGAAGAACGACACGCUCUGUGAAGGGCCUGAAGCCGUGAGGGGCCAGCGGCUGCUGGACUUGGCAGAGCCGGGGUCCCUGUAGGAUGGCGAUAGGGGUGGCACCAUUCCCUCUGUUGGGAUUGAGGUUACCUGACCCACUCCAGGUACCUCGCCUCCCACACUCUCCCUCUGCCACACCCCAGACCACCCUGACAGGGGUCACCAAAGCAGUUAGUAAAACAUCUACUGGGCUAAAGAGAUGGCUCAGAGGUUAAGAACACUGACUGCUCUUCCAGAGGUCUUGAGUUCAAUUCCCAACAAUCACAUGGUGGCUCAAAAACAUCUGCAGUAUAAUCUGGUGCCCUUUUCUGGCCUACAAGCAUAUGUGUAGGCAGAGUAUUGUAUUAUUGUAUACAUAAUAAGUAAAUAAAUGUUUUAAAAAUGA